Epinephelus moara (kelp grouper) is the source of this 207-nucleotide messenger RNA. RefSeq names its product histone H2B 1/2. The coding region runs from base 4 to 207 and encodes 67 amino acids. NCBI's taxonomy places the organism in Eukaryota, Metazoa, Chordata, Actinopteri, Perciformes, Serranidae. The transcript has a single exon. Gene Ontology annotation, molecular function: structural constituent of chromatin; protein heterodimerization activity; DNA binding. Gene Ontology annotation, cellular component: nucleosome. The record is from RefSeq and is a predicted model, not a curated record.
GCUAUGGGCAUCAUGAACUCGUUUGUGAGCGACAUCUUUGAGCGCAUCGCCGGUGAGGCCUCCCGUCUGGCUCACUACAACAAGCGCUCCACCAUCACUAGCAGAGAGAUCCAGACCGCCGUCCGCCUGCUGCUGCCCGGUGAGCUGGCCAAGCACGCUGUGUCUGAGGGCACCAAGGCCGUCACCAAGUACACCAGCUCCAAGUAA